CACUUGUCCGUCGGUCUGGGAGGUGCCUGGGAUAAUCAGUGGUGAGGCUGGUAGUGUUUCCUCCCUCCCUUAGCUCGGAGUACCUACCCACACAUCCUCUAUUCCGACUGCCGCUGAAAAAAAGUCAAGGAACAGACGAAUCCCAAACUGUUAUUGUGAGUGCGAGAGAAACAGUGACCAAAGUGAUUGUCGGUAUGGCAGCGCGCGGGGUCCUCACUAGACUACGACUGCUGGGGAAUUGAGUGUUAGUGUGGUUGGUGGUGGUGUGACGCGGGGAGUGCACUGGCGCGGCACCAUGGUCCAGGAGACUGAGGAUAUGGCCGGACACCAUUACAGCACAGGUGUGCGGUCUGUGGUGAGCAGUUAGGUAGCAGCCCCAGGAGCCCCGCCCGCCCCUGGGAGUCGCUGCAGGAUGGCGACCCCGGCGCGGACUGACGAAGACUGCGUGGCACCCGCUGCCUCUGUACUCCCGAUGUCCACUCUUGCCGCCGCCGCCGCUUCGAUUCCAAGUUGGGUUGGAAUGGCAGUGACAAUAGCACGGCCAUGUUCCGCAGAUACCGAGGUGAUGAAACCGAUGGCGCUGGAGAUGUGCGAGGGCUGCGGGCGGACCAUUCACGACCGGUUCAUUAUGAGAGUCAUCGAUACCUCCUGGCACGAAGAUUGUCUGGUGUGCUGCGUGUGUCGGGUGCAGCUGCAACACUCCUGCUUCGCCCGGGAUAGCAAGAUCUACUGCAAGCUUGACUAUGACAGGCUGUUCUCUGUGAAGUGCGCGGGUUGCGGCGACCGUCUGCUGCCCCACGAACUAGUCAUGCGGGCACAGUCUCUCGUGUUCCACCUGCACUGCUUUGCCUGCGUGGUGUGCUGUCAGGUGCUACAGAAGGGGGACCAGUACGUGCUUCGCGGUCACCAGCUCUUCUGCCGCGCUGACUACGAGAAGGAAAUGUUUCUGCUGCAGCAACAUGGGCCGCAGAGUGAGUGGCUGUGUCCCCUUGGCGAUGACUUUAUAGUGGAUGACGGGUCGCGGCCUCGGGAUGGCAGACGAGGACCCAAACGCCCCCGCACCAUACUGACGUCGGCACAGAGGAAGCAGUUCAUGGCCUCCUUCAGCGUGUCUCCGAAGCCCUGCAGGAAGGUUCGGGAACAGCUGGCCAAGGAGACUGGACUGAGCGUUCGAGUGGUGCAAGUUUGGUUCCAGAAUCAGCGAGCUAAGAUGAAGAAGCUGCAGCGGAGAGCCAAACAGACGGAGCACAACAACAACAAUGACAAAGACGACAAAGAUGACAAGGGUGAUGUCGCCAAGAAGGAGGGAGGCGGAGAGGGCCAGUACGGCGGGCUCACUCCCAUUGAUUCUUUGGACUCGCCCUACGCCACCACGCCCAAGAGCUCUGCCGUUCCGUACUCCCCCGAGGGCGAAAGCUUCCCUGCGCACAGUGGCGACUCGUUCUGUGGUUCUGACAUCAGCUUUGAGGAGGGACGCAUGGAUCAGUUUGACGACCAAGGAGAGAUGUCGUCUGGAGGAGGCGCAGCGCCACCUUCCACCCAGGCGCCGCCCGACGUGCCGACGAUGGUGGGCGUGACGGGCAGUAUUUACCCUCAGAUCAACCCGAUUGACAAGCUCUACCUCAUGCAGAACUCUUACUUUGACCACUGACGCCAGCCCCUCUCUCGCCCUCCCGACACCCUCAAGCUGGGAGGUGUUGUCGCCAGGCUGAAGGAGAGUGAGACGCGGGGGUUGACAUCCCAGCUACCAGAGGGCGCUAAUCCUGGGGUGGGGGGCUGUCUGGCCAGAGGGGUCGGGGCCAUGCCUGUGGCGGGCUCCUUGCCGAGAUUAGGCGGCCUCCCUGUGGUGGGUCGCCUCCCGACGUGGGAAUUCCCUUACUAACUUUUUGAGACGGAGAAAACACGACCGGCGGUGGGGCGGGGCCGGGCUGCUGGCGGUUGACCCACGCCCACCGCCGCCCCAGCUCACCCCUCUCCUGGAUUGAUGUGCAUGAGGGGUGGGGGGAGAACAAACCACAUCGGAAAAGUGAGGGUCUGCUCAGUGCCUGCCGCCAUCUCGCUCCCCGCAGCUCGGCAACCCAGGUCGGUGAGGCUCGCCGCCACCAUCAACGCCCAACGCGGCAGCACCUCCACGUCUCGCGGGCACCACUCAGCCCGCACCAGCGCCUCAAGGUCGCCUCGGCACGCGAUUCGCCGGCCUGUCCUGGGCUGCAGCAGCUGCGGGUGGCUUGUCGGGGCGGGGCCUGUCCCUCCCUGGGCGGCGCCGCGUCCCUGAAGGUUUGCUGUCACGGGGCGCCUUUCCUCCUGCCGGUCCGUGAACUACCCUGUGAUGGCGGGGCGCCGAGAGGAAGCCAGCUGAUGACGUGCGCCGGCGUGUAUGUGUUGCGUGCUCGCGCGUGGACCAACCGAGUGAAGUGUCUCUGUUACUGAAAGAAAAGACUACUAAAGCUAAGUAUUUGUGAGCCGGUGAGUGUGUCCUGGCCGCGCCCCGACGCUUCUAUGUACAAAUGUGGCGAUGGAAACAAAACAUUUUACUCUGUUCACUUUUAAUGUAUAUAAGUGUGACGUCAAAGUCAUGUGACUAUGUGCAAGUGCUGUGGUGCAGUGGGUGCGUGUGGCGGCGGCGGUGGCGGCGACGGAGGGGAUUUGCCUGGACGCUACGUGGUGGUGGUGUUGGUGGUGCCUCGCCCUCCACACGCACACACACACAUACACACACACACGUAUCCGCUCGCUCACCGCACUUGCUGGACAUCAAAAGAAAGAAAAAAUAAAUCAAGAAUGAACCAAAAUGUUCCUAGUCAACUAUGAGCUUUGAAAACUACAAAUGUAUGUUUCACCGUAGGAUGUAUGUUAGGCGUCCCCGCAGCGGGCGAGGGCGGGAGGUACUCGGCUCGCCUCCCAAUAUGGCCCCGUCCGACGUGUAAAUACAUACAUAUGUCCUCACAAGUUCAUGAUCAUGUUAUACCAAAGAUUCUAGAAUUUAUAAUCUCAAAACAACACGCCUGAAUUCCUCCCAUCCUUCUCCGCUGACAUUCACAUCAUCACUGCGUUUAUUCUCAACCGCAAGAUUUGUUUGGUUGUUCUACAUGUGAUAUUUGCUUUUAUUUUCACCAUCACUCAUGUGUCUGACGCCCUUUGGCUCUUUGCUGGCCACAAGAACCACGUCUCGGCUCUCCACUCCUCUCUGCAUACUUGUCUAUGGCCCGUAUUCUCAAACCCUUCUGUGCUUCACCUCCACUAUUUCAAGAGGAUUUAUUUAAAUUUACUCGAGUCUUUUAAGGUAUUUUUGUGGUUCUAGAGGCAGAGUGACAAGAUUUCUACACUAUUAAUUGUAGAAACAUUCUUGAAACCCCCGCUAAUCAUCUCUGUGGUCUUGGAAAAUAGUCGCGGUGAGAGAGCAGAGCGUUUCUGAAUACGGGCCAUAUAUGCUCACCGGAGUCCCUCUGAGGCUGCGUGGUGAGAUGCGUCAGUACUGGUGGUGAGGAGGGAGCAUGAGAGAGACUGGUGAUAAUGGUGAUGGUGGUGGCGGUGGUGGUGGUGGUUGGGUGGUGGCAGGCUGUCGAUAAUAGUGUCUGUUGUUGUUUAUCUAUGUUUGUCUUUUCAUUUUCCCUUCCUUCUCUUCUUCAGUUGUCGUCUUUACUAUCUUCCUUCUCUUACUUUAGAUUAGAUAUAUAUUGUAGCAGCUGUGGAUUAUCGCAAACAGCUGAGAUGGUUUACUUUGUUUACAUUCAUUUGUGUUCACCUCUGCUCUCUCUCUCUCUCUCUCUCUCUCUCUCUCUCUCUCUCUCUCUCUCUCUCUCUCUCUCUCUAGCCAUUCCCUUUAAAACAAGUGCAGUAUGAGUGACGCUUCAUUAUUUUCAUGUAAAACUGCAUAUUCAUGUUAAUUUCCUUGAUGUUGGUUGAAGCCGAGUCACAUACAAAGCUAUAUAAUUACAACUUUUGAAUAUUAUCGAAAAAUUAGUGUCAUUGUGUUAUUUUUUUUUGGGGGGGUAACGAUCGACUAUCAAAAGCAUAAUUAGAAGUGCCGUGAAUUCAGUAUAACUUCAAUCAUGGCAGAGUUUAAUGGAGCUGUUUGACAUUUAUAUCUUGUUCUCUAAUAAUAGCAAUAAUAUUUAAAAAUGUGUGUGAGUUUUAUACAUCGCCUGAAUCUCAUUGUCUUUAUCUUGUACGGCAUAAUUAUUUUUAUUUAUGCUUCACUUCUUAAUGAUGUGAUACUGGGGAUGCGCAUUCUCUCUCUCUCUCUCUCUCUCUCUCUCUCUCUCUCUUGCUCUUUUUACGGUUCCAAUCUCCUGUUUUUCUUUUGCUUGUUAUAGUUUCACAGAUUUCUUGUUUUUUUCCCACACUAGUAUUUAUUCUUUUAUCUUAUUUCUAAAUUACUAUUUUCUCGUUCAACCACACUUCGUUUUCUGUGAUUCCAAAACUGUACAAUCUUUGUCAUCUUCACUUCUGUUCGAUUUGCGCCAGAUUUCAUUCUGUCUUAUUGUUUUGUUUAAGUUAUUUCCGAAAAUGUAUCCUUGUCACUUGUUCCGUUUUUUUUUUUUUUUUUUUUGGCAUGCCACAGUUCGUUUUCUAUUAUUAUUUAUGUUAAAGUGACCCUUAAAACACACUUGUUCCAUUUUCCUCACUCUUUAUAAGGCAACUGCGCAACAAGACCACCACCACCACCAUCACCACCAUGACCACUACCUUCACCACUAAAGACCACGUUCAGAAAUACCUGGCUCCCUCACCACAACUUUUUUCUAAGUCCCCAGAGACGACUAGCAGGGUUUUCAAGGUAGUUUCUCUUUAUGAAAACUAGAAAUCUUGCUAAUUCAUCACCAGAACCAUAAAAAAAACCUUAAGAACACGAAUAUCUUCAACUAAAGCCUUUGAAAAUAGUCGCCAUGAGAGAGCAAAGCGUUUCUGAAUACGGGCCUAAAGGGCUAUACAUCAUCCACAUAGCGUUCACAUCACCACAUACCCUCACUGUCCCCUCACCUUUCACGCUUUCACUCGCCUACAUGGAUGAAAAGGAAGAAAUCACGUAUCACAUUCACCCUUGAUGUUCUUUGAGUCUGUUCUUACAUUUACAUCACAUCUCGUCACGUUUCCCUCACCCUUCAUGUUCUCAGGCGGCUACACGCUGGAAAAGUCACAUCUCACCUCCAGCUUUGAUGUUCACUCUGUCCUUCAAAGUGUAGCCGCGGACAGCAAGCCACGGGACGCACCUCCACGGCCCUCCUCCUCCUCCUCCUCCUCCUUCAAGUAGUGUGUCGAGGGCCAGGGGAGGCGCUGUGGUGCUGAGGUGUCCUGCUGAGGCUGCUGAGCGCGUCAUUAUGGACUAAGAAAGGGCUCCAGGUCCUUACUGUGUCACAAGGUGUAAAUAAUGCUAUAUGUCUUGAG
Molecule: messenger RNA, 5388 nt
Organism: Portunus trituberculatus (swimming crab)
Lineage: Eukaryota; Metazoa; Arthropoda; Malacostraca; Decapoda; Portunidae
Gene: Lmx1a
Product: LIM homeobox transcription factor 1-alpha-like
Exons: 9
Coding region: 413-1651 (412 amino acids)
Biological process (GO): neuron differentiation; regulation of transcription by RNA polymerase II
Cellular component (GO): nucleus
Molecular function (GO): RNA polymerase II transcription regulatory region sequence-specific DNA binding; DNA-binding transcription factor activity, RNA polymerase II-specific
Source: RefSeq, a predicted model, not a curated record